This is a messenger RNA of Mesorhabditis spiculigera, 1626 nucleotides long. The record is from the annotation of a GenBank genome assembly. Lineage: Eukaryota; Metazoa; Nematoda; Chromadorea; Rhabditida; Rhabditidae.
AUGGACGGUGCUAUGAUUGCGCGUGUCGUCAGAUCUGCAAUCACCAGGGUUUCAACGGGCAUGGCGGACCAGGAAGAGCCGACUCCGCCUCGCGUUGCGAUGGUCGUCGAUGUCUCCGAUGCCAAUUUCAUAGGCGGAUUUAUUCCAGCGAUAGUUGAGAAGCAGAAGCACCCUUAUUCAAGGCCGGAAUUUCUUUAUUUCACGGAAGAAGAGACGGCACUCUCUGCCGAUCAAUCUGUUAGGCCGGUGAUUUGCCCGAAGCAGCCAGAUAAAAUGCCGUUAUACGCUGGCUAUGCCGAGGUCGUAAAUGCCGGAAAAACCGUGGAAAACGAAGACCAGGCCUGUGCAAAAGUGCUAAGCUUGGUGCAGCAGGGUUCAGAGGCCGAAGAAGCGGCUGAAGUUGGGAAUUCACGAAGUCAAACGACUGAGCGACGACCAUCAGACGAGGACGCAUUGAUGGGGAUUGAAUUGGAAUCUAGUACCGAUGAGAGCGCAAAUGGACAGUGCCGAGCGGAGGCUGUCCUUUUCGGCAUCUACGACGGACACGCCGGGAGUGGCGCAGCGCUGAUGGCCGCCAAAUGCUUGCACGAGCAUGUGAAGUCUCGGCUCUCGGAGGUGUUAGAAGCACUGUUGCAACUGGACAGACAGGAAAGCUACGUACUAGCUAGAAGGCGUUCCGAAUCGGCGUACAGCAUCACCGGCAGCGAGGGGAGCAAUCCGGGAUCGCUUCCGAGGAUCACUUCCGAGUCUUUGGUGAUUGGAGCAUUGGAAGCUGCCUUCGUGGAUAUGGACGAACAAAUUGCUGAAGAGAAACAGCACUGGAAAAUUCCCGGUGGCUGUGCAACGAUUUGUGUGCUAGUGAUUCUAGGAAAAAUCUACGUAGCUAAUGCGGGUGAUUGUCGAGCGAUUCUGGCGACGGCGGGCGAGACGAGACCUAUGAGCCGUGAUCAUACACCGGCGACGGAGCGGAAACGUCUUCAGGCUAUGGCUUUUCGCCAUCCAGAAUUGAUCGGGGCCAGCUUUUCUCGACUCGAAUAUUCGCGCUGCCUGGCGAAAAAGGACUUGAGACGAAAAGUCCUUUAUCGAGACUGGUUUAUGGAUGGCUGGGCUUCAAAAACGGUCCGCGAAACGGAUCUACGUCCACCAAUGAUAUCGGAUCGGCUGAGAAAGAAACGUUUGCUGCAUACUAUCGGGGUCAGUCGAGGCCUCGGUGACCAUCAUCUACUCACAGCUGACGAUAAACUGGCGAUAAAGCCAUUUUUAUCUCCGGUACCUGAGGUACAAGUGCUGGCCAUCCGCUCGCUGCUCUCCGUCACCUCACUCGAUGUGGUCAUCGUUGCGUCGGAUGGGCUUUGGGACGUGCUGACAAAUGAGGAUGCUGCUAGAAUCGUUCGCUCCGCACUGUCUUCUUCAGAGGAAGCUGACCCGUCGAGGUAUACUCAAGCUGCUCAAGAGCUUGUUGCGGCCGCUAGAGGGAAUCCUGGGGACCAUUACAGAUGGACGAUGAAUGUCGGAGGACCAGCAAGCACCGAUGACAUCACGGCCUUCGUCAUUCCGCUCAAACACGCGCUGGCCCCGCUUCAGAACGGCGACGACGAAGAUGAUGAUCUACUUUCCCUCGAUAGC